AUGACAGUCAAACACCUCCAGAGUGUUGUGCUCAUAUUGAAGCGUUCCUACGGGCAUUCAGUGCAGGGGGUGAAGACCAAGAGCGAAGUGGCAUGAGCAAAUCAACCGACACUGACACUGGAUGUCACCACAAGUACACAGCCUCCAGAGUGUGUGAAGAAAGGAUGUUGGUGUCAGGGAGGACAUUCUGUCCUUGGGGACCGGUUGCCACUGAAUGUCCCGUCUGAAGCGAUGGACCGUGGCCUGUUUGGGGAGCUCAGCAUCCAGCUUGUCACUCUCCUCAGUUCCUGUGUGUUGCACUACCCCAAUAUGGCAGCAGAGCUCACCCACAUGCCAGUGUUGGUAUGCGCCCCCAGUGUUGUUCCUGUCACAGGCCCCUCCACCCUCUUCCAGAACCUGCCAGCACAUCUGGACUAUCAGGAACUGGGCUUGCGAGGCCUUCACUGCUCGUCCUUCAAAGCCAAGGAGGUGCUGAUAGAGCACCACCUGGUGGAUGUUCUGAACUACAACAGGCAGACGGUCACAAUAGCCCUGCAGACUGAGCUGAAGAACGCAUUGAAAGCCCAACAUCACAGAAAAAAAGGGCAAGACCAAGAGAAGCUGCAUUUAGCUGCUGAGGUCAUUCUCAGUUUCUGCCUCAGUGCUCAAGACACUCUUGUGCUGCCGCUUUCCCUCUGUGAAUCACUUAGGAGGGUGACAUCAUGGAAAUUCAUUCCCAGGGGCAGCUGCUACUCUGCUCAGGCAAGUGGGAUGAUUAUUGUUCCUCACAUCAAGCAACAGUUCAGUGAUUUCAGGCAUUUUGGACAUCAAACUUUUAACCUAUAG
Messenger RNA from Scatophagus argus, 825 nucleotides. It is a transcript of the gene top6bl, whose product is annotated as DUF4554 domain-containing protein. The record is from RefSeq and is a predicted model, not a curated record. The transcript has 8 exons. Gene Ontology annotation, biological process: meiotic DNA double-strand break formation. NCBI's taxonomy places the organism in Eukaryota, Metazoa, Chordata, Actinopteri, Scatophagidae.